AUGGCUCGGGUAGAAAAGAGAUGCGAUGGCUGCUGGACGUGUCGACUCCGCCGCAAAAAAUGCGAUGAAACACGGCCUGAAUGUGCCAAUUGUAGUGAUUUGCAAAUUACCUGCCACUACGGGCGGAAACCCAAAUGGCUCGAUGGCGGUAAGAAGCAAGAGGCCAUGACUGCGCAGAUCAAAUCUCAGAUCAAGGAGCGCGCUGGUUAUCGUCGAGAGAGGCGUCAUGCUUCGGCAGGAGUCGCAAGAUUUGCAAAAACAGCACAAGCCAGAGAUGAUCUCAAUUUCAUCAACCUUGUUCCAAAAGGGGACUUUGCUGGCGGUGGAUUGAACUCCCACAUUGAUGCGACGAAUGAGACGACUCGUCAAGGCGCUGCAGCGGAUUUGAGCAAACGCAAAAUAUGCGAUGCCGCACCAGGACUCAGCCUUACAACCAAAUUUGAUGGACCCGGACCUGAUCCCGAUAUGAUGUUCUACGGAGAAGACUAUGACAUGGACUUUCUCAUGAAGUACCUGGAUAAUGUAUUCCCGCUGAUCUUUCCAUUCUACCAAACUCCUCUCCUUGGCCCUGGGCGUGGCUGGAUCUUCUCGUUUCUCUCGCAGAGCAAGGUCGCUUUCCAUUCAGUCUUGGGCAUCAGCUCUUAUUUUUUCACAGUUGCGUUAAGCGAAACAUACUCUGCAGAAGAGCAUAAACAGUGCAAGGCUGUAGUCUGGUCUCGGCUCGUACGACAGGCGGAUAUGUGCUUCAAUAUGCUGCAACAGGAUAUACAGGAGCUGAAUGCUCAGGGCGAGAAAGCGAAUCUAUUGGAUAAAGUGCGCGUCAUGGAGAGCAUUGUCCAGUUUCUUACUUUUGAGGUAGCGUUGGGUAGGUCAGCGAACUGGAGCAACCAUCUCUCGCCGACUAUUGCUCUCUUUCUAGACAUACUACAUAAUCACACCGACAAAACUGCUGCAUCCAUGCUAUUCGACAUUUUGAAUAACAUCAAACAACGCCCGCUAUAUGCCAUUCAAGAAGGCUAUUAUGUCUGGGACAAUCGACAGGAAUGUUUUCGGUUCUUUACUGGCCUUCUUCUUUUCAUUGACGUUGUGGCGAGCACCUCCCUUGAGCGACCACCACAACUACUCGAACUUCAUCCACAGCUUCUCUUUGAUGGAGAUGAUGGAACUUAUGGCAAGGGUGAGGCUACUAUCCGGCUAUCGAACCUUAUCGGCUGCCGAAAUUGGACCAUACGUGUAAUUGCAGACAUAUCAGCAUUGGAUGCCUGGAAAAAGGAGAACAUGAGAAAGGGCGUCGACUACAAGACAGAGUUAAUUGAUCGCGCCAGCCACAUUACCCGAAUGCUUGAGGACGGCGGUUCACAGAUAGACGGCGAUGCAAACUCUACGAAAAUUUGGAGCUACUCAGCCAGAAUCUACCUUGCCGUCGUCAUAUCCGGCUGGAUGCCAUUAAUGCCAGAGGUGCGAUCCAACGUAGCGCAUGCACUUCAGCUGUUAAACACAAUGACUGGAUCUUCUCAGCUGCGGGCGUUGGCCUGGCCGCUCUGCGUGAUUGGCUGUAUGGCUGAGCAAACACAGGAACAAGCCUUUCGAGAUAUUUUCGCCGGGUUAGAUAAACCAACGCUGAUUGGGACGUUGGAUGAAGCAUUGCGCGUCAUGGAGAGUGUAUGGCAGAUUCGAGGAUCCAUGAACAGUGAAGCGUGGGACGUACAAGCAUGCUUGAACAUUCUUGGUACGCCAGCUUUAUUAAUUUAG
Messenger RNA from Trichoderma atroviride IMI 206040, 1752 nucleotides. NCBI's taxonomy places the organism in Eukaryota, Fungi, Ascomycota, Sordariomycetes, Hypocreales, Hypocreaceae. The record is from RefSeq and is a predicted model, not a curated record.